Messenger RNA from Heterotrigona itama, 1098 nucleotides. Lineage: Eukaryota; Metazoa; Arthropoda; Insecta; Hymenoptera; Apidae. The record is from the annotation of a GenBank genome assembly.
AUGGCCGACGCGAACAAUCCAUCGACGAUGGAGAAGAAACGCGGAGAUGCUGCUGGGAAUCAGGUAGUGUCCGACAAAGCAGUGGUCUGGAAGUCCAUGACAUUGCGCCAGAAAUGGUCCUACUUCACCAGCAACAUCACCGUGGAGCCUAUGGUCGCCUGUUACGUGAUUCCCUGUAUGCUAGCCUCCCUAGCCACGCAGAAUCUCAGUUUGGAAAAAGCGUGUAGAGUGAACCUGGCUUAUCCCGACGAAGUCUGCACGGCACUAGCCGAGAGGAACACGACCGGCUACGAGGCGGAAGAAACUGCCGUUCAACAACUGGUAGCUGGCAUGCAGACGUGGAAAACAGCUCUGACCAGCGGUCUACCCACGAUCCUGAUCCUCUUUAUGGGUGCUUGGAGCGAUCGUACAGGAUUGAGGAAACCGUGUAUGCUGUUGCCUAUCGUUGGUGAAUUUCUGAGCAGCGUCAGCAUGUUACUGUGCACAUACUUCUUUCACGAAGUUCCCAUGGAAGCCACGGGCGUGUUCGAGGCACUUUGGCCAGCGUUGACUGGAGGCUGGUUCACCAUGUUCAUGGGUGUUUUCAGUUAUAUCGCGGACAUCACGACCGUCGAGUCCAGGACGCUUCGAAUCGGUGCUGCGAAUGUUUUCUUGUCGCUCGGCGUGCCGAUCGGAAUGGCACUCUCCGGUAUAUUGUACUUGAAACUUGGAUUCUACGGUGUAUUCAGCAUCUCGACCGUGUGCUACGUGCUGAGCUUUAUUUACGGGUUAGUGGUGAUCAAAGAGCCGCCUAGACCACAUUUGAAGCAGAAGCCGGAAAAGACGCAGGAGAAGAAGAUGUCCGUGUGCGCGUCGAUCUUGGACUUCUUUGCAUUUAAACACAUCGAAGAGACUUUUCGCGUUGCUUUCAAGCAGGGUAGGAACAACCGACAGAAAAGGGUGCUGGUGCUUAUGGUCAUUGUUAUGGUCGUGAUUGGUCCACUUUAUGGUGAGAUGGCGGUGAUGUAUCUUUACAUGAGAUACAGGUACCAUUGGAACGAAGUUAUGUUCAGCAUGUUCACCACGUUCGCCAUGGUGACGAAUCUAAUCGGUGAGUAA